Molecule: messenger RNA, 816 nt
Organism: Alexandromys fortis (reed vole)
Lineage: Eukaryota; Metazoa; Chordata; Mammalia; Rodentia; Cricetidae
Product: basic proline-rich protein-like
Exons: 2
Coding region: 1-816 (271 amino acids)
Source: RefSeq, a predicted model, not a curated record
AUGUGCACUGUGAAGCUUUUCAGAUGGAGAGGUAGUACUGAACUACUACAGAGUGCCAUUACUUUAGCACAUACACUCUCCGAGGGAAGCACAGAGCUGGAGGAGGUUCGGCAUAGCCUUCGCAUUCUUCCCUUGGCUGAGCAGGUUACACAAUGGCAAAUAUUGAACGGAGGGGAAAGAAGCGCUUCUCCGUCGCCUGGAAGCCAGCAAACAAAACAGCGCCGCUCUCCCCCUUACGGGCGCACCUUCUCCGCACGCCCGAGCGUCCCGGGGGGCCGAGGUGCUGCCCCGCGCCGCCUGCCCGCGAUCCCGGCGGGCGCCCCCUGGCGCGCCCGGCUCUCCCGAGCGCCAUUCCCGGACAGCCCCGGGCUGCGGGGCUCCAUCCCGCCCGCCGCGCGCCCGCUCCCGCGCCGCCCUCCCUGCCCGGGGGACCUCGGCCACCUCCGCCACCGCGCGCACCCAGAGCACCUGAGGAGCCGCGGCUCCCCGGGGGGACGCGCGCCCGAUCCUCCUCCCGCCCCGCGGUCCCCGGCGCGCAACACCCCGCCACCUCCUUCGCCUCCUCUCCCCCGGAGCGGAUCACGACGCGCUCCUCCGCCGCCCGCCGCCGCUCACCUCCCGACCCGCGCGGCGCAGCCUCCGCCUCCGAUCAGCGCUGACAAGUGGCUCCCGGUGCCUGUGCACUGUCCCCUCUCAGGCCGGCGGGGAACUUCCGUCUCCGCGCUCGCCCCGCCUCGCCCCGCCUCGCCCCGAGGCUGGCCACGCCCCUCCCGCCUGGCCACACCCCGAAGCCGGGCUGGGCGGGGCCGAGCCUAG